AUGGCCUCAUUACAGCGCAUCCUCCGACCUGUGGCAACACGGCAGUUCGCCACCAACCUUCGCAUCUCUUCCUGCUCCGCAGCAGCCGCACCCACGACCUGCUGUGUCGCCGCCGCGAGACGCUUCAACUCGACCAAGCCGGCAGCCCCAGAUGCCAUUCCGGACGGAGAGCUCGGCGUCGGCGAGCUGCAGGGAGCAAAGUUCCGCAUCGAGCCCCUGCGCCGUGUCGGCGAGGAUGCAAGGACUAUGCGCGCCAGGCUCCAACGCCAGUCACGCGGCCGAGGCACCCUCGAAUCCGAGCUUCUCCUUUCUACCUUUGCCAAAGCGCACCUGCCCACCAUGAGCGUGGAACAGAUGCAACAGUACGACCGCUUCCUGGAUGAGAACGACUGGGACAUCUACUACUGGGCCACCCAGAGCGAGGACGGCGUGGCGGAGAACGGCAACCAGAAGGCGCCGCAGGCGCAGACGCCCACGCAGAGUCCGCGACCCGGCGAGUGGGCCCAGACCGUCGGCACCUUCAAGCCCGCGUACAGGCCGGUGCCUUCGCGCUGGAAGGACAGCGAGAUCCUCGCGCUCCUGAGAAGGCACGUCAGAGAGAGGUCUGCGGCUGGUGUGCUGGAUGGUGGGAAGCAGCAGCCUCUGGGCAAUGACCAAGCCCGUUCCGGAAACACCGGCGGCGGGAUGGCUUUUAUGCCGCCGCUGAACUGA
This is a messenger RNA of Pyricularia pennisetigena, 711 nucleotides long. RefSeq lists its product as uncharacterized. The coding region runs from base 1 to 711 and encodes 236 amino acids. Gene Ontology annotation, biological process: mitochondrial electron transport, succinate to ubiquinone; mitochondrial respiratory chain complex II assembly; tricarboxylic acid cycle. The record is from RefSeq and is a predicted model, not a curated record. The transcript has 2 exons. Lineage: Eukaryota; Fungi; Ascomycota; Sordariomycetes; Magnaporthales; Pyriculariaceae. Gene Ontology annotation, cellular component: mitochondrion.